Molecule: messenger RNA, 1381 nt
Organism: Marasmius oreades (fairy-ring Marasmius)
Lineage: Eukaryota; Fungi; Basidiomycota; Agaricomycetes; Agaricales; Marasmiaceae
Gene: BNA12
Product: 3-hydroxyanthranilate 3,4-dioxygenase 2
Exons: 4
Coding region: 294-665 (123 amino acids)
Biological process (GO): quinolinate metabolic process; 'de novo' NAD+ biosynthetic process from L-tryptophan
Cellular component (GO): cytoplasm
Molecular function (GO): iron ion binding; 3-hydroxyanthranilate 3,4-dioxygenase activity
Source: RefSeq, a predicted model, not a curated record
ACUGUACUUCGAACCGGCUUCGAUCAAUCGAUUGGAGUCGGUCUUAACAUAUUCUCAUUUCUACUCCUUCUUGAACAUAAUGCCCCUCCUUCCGCCAAUCAAUUUCCCUCGAUGGCUAGCCGAGAAUGAGAAGCUUUUACAACCUCCGGUCAACAAUUUCUGCUUGUACAAGGGCGGGGAUUUCAUUAUGAUGGCAGUCGGCGGUCCGAAUGAAAGGAAUGAUUACCACGUCAACGAAACAGAGGAAUGGUUUUACCAAUAUAAGGGGGGAAUGCUCCUCAAAGUGAUUGAAGAUGGCGAAUUCAAAGACAUCAGAAUCGAAGAAGGGGAAAUGUUUUUGUUGCCAGGUGCAAUUUACUACCACCAAAUCAAGCUUAAACGUUCACUUCUCAAUACCUCUAUCCGUAGCCAAUACUCCUCAUAACCCAGUCCGAUUCGCAGACACAAUUGGAAUUGUGAUGGAAAGAGAACGUCCAGAAGGGUCGUUAGACCGACUGCGAUGGUACUGUCGCUCUACUGUCCAUGACACACCCACUAUCAUCUACGAAGAGGCAUUUCAUGUCACGGAUCUUGGAACCCAGCUCAAACCUGUCAUCAUGAAGUGGCAACAAAAUGAAUCCCUCAGAAUGUGUAGACAUUGCGGUACUAUAGCAGAACCGAACUAGAAUUUGUGUAUAUUCUCGGCUCACCGAAACUUCCCAUCUACUUAGCUCAACCCGCUUAUUUAUUGGGGAUUACUCAAAGUCAUCAAUUUGCUCAACCAAUCUGGGUCGGAGACGGAACACGACGGAUUUGUUCUCAUGGAGUUUAGUCCUCACGACAAAAAUAACGAGGGGCUUGUCUGCACUCGAUCCUCUAAAAUAUAUUCCCACUCCUGCCGUGAAAUCAUCCAAAGUUGAUAUUUCUUUCCUUGGGUCAGAUUCUCAACCAUUGUUUUCAGACUUCUUUGGUUCAAGAUACAUAUCCGCCCUUGAAUCCCCGGAUGUCGAAAUCCGGUCGAGACAUGAAUUUCAAUCUGCAAGGAUUCAUUAAGCACUAGUCACUCGUUGCUUUGAAGAAUGGGAUGAGGCAGGAUUUACGAGUCACAAUGAGGGCUGCUAGUGCCAAGGAGGGGAAUCUGGUUGAAUCCAACUGGCAUGCUCGCUUCAGCCCGGACAUACGAUCAAAAGCACGUUACAAUGGCGUGGUUCUCAAUGAAGAGCUGUAUUUUUUUUCGUUAAUUAUUGCAUUCGGACGUUUCAAUGUCGAUGACUGCGGGAGUUAGUUUGGAGCCCGAAUGGGGUUGUGGGUAUCAGAGUUGGGUAAAUUCAAGUGUUCACCAUGUAUGAUAUUAAAUUGACUAUACCGCGAGUUCACGAACGUGAAGACAUUCCCUUUCCGC